AUAAAAUCAAUUUAUUAAAAAAUAUCGUACAAAUUCAUUCAUAAAUUCAAUACAAAAUGGCUUUAUUAGGAGCACAAUUAGUGAUUACACUAAUUGUAAUAAGUAUCAUACAAAAAAUAGGACCACAUUUUUCAAUAGCCAAAUGGUUUUUAUGUUCAACGGGAUUAAUGCGCUACUUAUAUCCAACAAACAACGAACUAAAACAAUUAGCUGGUGUGCCUAAAGAAAAACCAAAACAUAAUAAACAUAAUAAAGGUUCCGCAAAGUACAAUGAACAAAAUGGUAACAGAGAACCAGAAACAUUUCAUGUACCUAGAAAUAUUGAUAUACAAUUAGAAACAGCUAAAGUAACACAAUUAGAUGUUAUACAUCUACGUUUUUAUAGUGAAUAUCAAUGGCUAGUUGAUUUUACACUUUAUGCUGCGAUUGUUUAUGUGAUAACUGAAUUAUAUCAAAUAUGGUUUUCAUUACAAGAUGAAAUUAAUUUGAGUAUUAUGUGGUGUAUGUUAGUAUUAGGUUUUUCUAUGAAGAUCUUAUUUUCAUUGACAAUACAAUAUUUUAAAAGCGAAGAAUCGAUUGGUGAGCGUUCAACAUGUAUCGUUACAGGAUUCGCAUAUUUAUUAAUAUCUAUGAUUGUUUUAAUUGUUGAUGAAAAUCAUUUGGAAAUUGGAUUAGAAAAAGCGUAUUCUAGUUUUAAUGAAAAUGCUGCAAUAUUUUUAAACAAUCAAGGUUUAAAUUCUUCCGGCCCAGCAUCUAAAAUCGUACUGAAAGCUUUUUUAGCUUUAUGGUGUGGAAUUAUUGGAGCAUUAUUUACAUUUCCGGGUUUAAGAAUGGCGAAAAUGCAUUGGGAUUCUUUAAGAUAUUGUCAAGACAAUAAAUUGUUAAAAUUACUAUUAAAUAUAAGUUUUUCAUUGCCAUUUAUCUUAGUAAUUAUGUGGAUAAAACCAUUAUCAAGGGAUUAUUUAACUAGUCGAAUUUUUUCGGGUAUGACGGCUCCAAUAAUGACGGAAUCAACUUUUGAAAGUAUGAGAAUUGCAUUAGUUGUAAUUGCUGUUGUUUUAAGAUUUUUAUUAAUGCCAAUAUACUUACAAGCAUAUUUAAAUAUGGCUUAUCAUCGAAUUGAACAACAAAAAAAAGAAGCUGGACGCACAACAAAUAUUGAAAUACAAAAAAAGAUUGCGGCAGUAUUUUAUUAUUUGUGUGUUGUAACAUUACAAUAUGUUGCACCAUUAAUAAUAUGUUUAUAUUUUACUUUCAUUUAUAAAACAUUAGGUGGAUAUAGUUGGGUUGGUGGUUAUUUAAAUAAUGAUGAAUGUUCAAUUAAUGAUCAGAGACCAAUUAGUCCAACAGCAUCAUCGUCCACAUUAGAAGAAGCAUCGGUUAUAAAAUCAGCACAAGAAUUUCAUUUAGCAUUAGACUCAUUAAAAUCUGUAUUUACAACAGAUGUAUUUCGUGGUGUAUUCGGUUUUGCUACAUGGUGGACAUGUUUUGUUUGGUUUGCAUCCACAUCAUUAGGCAUGAUUUAUCAAUCAUACUUUUCUCAUUCAUAG
Chrysoperla carnea is the source of this 1550-nucleotide messenger RNA. It is a transcript of the gene emei, whose product is annotated as transmembrane protein 161B. The record is from RefSeq and is a predicted model, not a curated record. The transcript has 7 exons. Bases 57 to 1550 code for a protein of 497 amino acids. NCBI's taxonomy places the organism in Eukaryota, Metazoa, Arthropoda, Insecta, Neuroptera, Chrysopidae.